AUGUUUGAACCCCAACUUGGCAAGAACAUUGAAGUCUACAUUGAUGACAUGGUAGUGAAAAGCAAGGCAGAGGUCGAGCAUGUGAAUGACCUUGAAAGUAUUUUUGAGGUGUUGAGAAAGCAUAAAUUGCGCCUUAAUGCUUCUAAAUGUUCCUUUGGUGUUAGUUCAGGCAAGUUUUUGGGUUACAUGGUCACCCACCAUGGGAUUGAAGUUAACCAUGGUCAGAUUAAAGUUAUCAAUGGUUUACAACCUCCUCGAAAUCCCAAAGAAGUCGAAAAGAUGAUAGGAAUGACUGCAACCUUGAAUAGAUUUAUCUCUCGAUCUGCAGAUAGAUUAAGUUUGGUAUUGGUGAGGGUAGAGAAUGGAGUACAGCAGCCAGUCUAUUAUGGAUUUGGAGUGGGGCUGGUUAUAGUGUCCUCAAACAGGAUCACCAUUGAGAAAUCUUUAAGGUUAGGCUUCUUGGCCAGGAACAACAAAGCCGAGUAUGAGGCUUUACUUAUAGGGAUUGCUAUGGUUCAAAAUAUGGGAGGAAAGGUUAUUGAAGUGUUCUCGAACUCAAGGUUGAUUGUAGGACAAGUAAAGGGAGAGUUGGAAGGUAGAGAUUUAAGAAUGCAAGGGUAUUUGAAUCAAAGGGGAUUUGGAGUGGGGUUGGUUAUAGUGUCCCCAAACUAG
Quercus robur (English oak) is the source of this 672-nucleotide messenger RNA. RefSeq lists its product as uncharacterized. The record is from RefSeq and is a predicted model, not a curated record. Bases 1 to 672 code for a protein of 223 amino acids. NCBI's taxonomy places the organism in Eukaryota, Viridiplantae, Streptophyta, Magnoliopsida, Fagales, Fagaceae. The transcript has 3 exons. Gene Ontology annotation, molecular function: nucleic acid binding; RNA-DNA hybrid ribonuclease activity.